Molecule: messenger RNA, 1557 nt
Organism: Solea senegalensis (Senegalese sole)
Lineage: Eukaryota; Metazoa; Chordata; Actinopteri; Pleuronectiformes; Soleidae
Product: galaxin
Exons: 6
Coding region: 60-929 (289 amino acids)
Source: RefSeq, a predicted model, not a curated record
UCUUUAACCCACUCACUCACAUCUGCUGUAAUGGCUGUGUUUCUGAGAGAAAGCCUUGGAUGGAUCAGUGCUGCGGACAAGCGCCGUAUGGCUUGGCACAGCGUAGCGUUCUCUGUUGUAAUAGCACCUUGUACAAGGACAGAGAGGAUGGAGACGAAUGUUCAGAGAUCGGCAUUCCUUACAACCCAGCUAAAGGAACUAUGUGUUGUUCCCAGUUGCAUGGCUCACCUGGACAACACUGCUGUGGGACAGAAUUGUACCAGCCCCAUUCUGAGAUCUGCUGUGACGGACGCAGACAUCGCAGAGAAGAGCACAGACACUGUUGUGGAAUUGGAGUCUACAAUGUUAAUGAUCCACAGAUGAAGUGUUGUGGAGGGACACUGUACAACUUGACAUCUUUGGGCAAGUCUGGUCCUGAUGCACUGUGCUGUGGAUCGAUUGUGCAAAAGGAACUGAACCAGGUUUGCUGCUCAAGUGAGGAUACAGAGUUGCUGUACUCUAACAAGAGAGGAUACCAAUGCUGUGGUCAUAUGUACUAUAACAUCUCCCUGUGGUCAUGCUGUGCUGGGAAGCUAAGUCCUGUCCAACAACCAGGAGAGCAUCUGGACGAGAUGACUACAGAAUGUACAUUUCUGUCGGUGAACAACCUGAACAAAAUACAUCUUUGCAAUAAAAUAAAAAUUGGGACCAUACAAAGUGUGUCUCCACACAGCAUCGUGUUCAACAAUGUGCUCGAAAUCCAUGGAACGCAGGCAACUGUUGAAGCUCUGCCCUCGCCUUACAUGCUGCAAACACCCAACCACUGCAUCUUCCCCAAACUGACCCCAGGCAAGACCUACAUCUUUGACGAAGCUCAAGUCUUCAGUGAUUUCAACCGCGACUCUCUUCAGUCAAUCUAUUUCAUUAUGUCAAAGUGUUUCCAUUCUUAAUUCACCACUUCCAUGCAGUCGUAAAUAUCAAACAAGUAUGAUAUUUACGACUGAACAGCGAUUCUGGCGUGAACAAAACCCUGCAAUAACUAACAAGACGAGUUGACAGAGAAACAGAUGUUGCAUACUUUUGUUUCGAACCGUAACUUGUACAAGCUAAAUUGAUUCCGUCCUCUCAGCCAUGAUUCCAUCCAGUUUUUUUUGCGUUUCUCAGCACGAAACGUCGCACAGACCCACAACAACUGUUAACUGACGAAAGUCACGUUUAAAUCACGCGAGUUUCAGUGGGAUAACAAAUCCGUGGACCCUCCUCCCUGAAAUGAUUUGAUUAAAUGCCAAGUGUGUGUAACUGCGUCUUAACUGGAUCAUCUAGUCUGUGCUUUCUCACUGAAAAUAGGUGGCAAAGUGUCUCAAAAUCUCAAAUCUGUGGUCGCCCAAAUUUUUUGUCAGAUUUGAAAAUCACCAACUGAUGUCAUAAAGGUCAGAAAUGUUUUUCAAUCAGGUCAUAAAGUUAAGCUCAACCACAACGUUGACACAUGAUAGCAGCACAUUUGUAUGCCACUGUUUACUCUGCCUGUUUUAACAGAAAGCUUCACAACCCACCUACAGUGGGGCAAAGGAGUAUUUA